CCCCGUGCACCGCGGCGCGUUCCUCCGGCCAGGACCGUCCGGUUGGCACGUGCCGCCUGAGCUCACCCGGGGGCUGCCCAGGCGGGCCGUCAGAGCUCGCCGCCAAGACGGUGAUUCACCCUGCCUUAUGUAAAUCCCUGGGAAUCUCUCCGAGCCACAGAGGAUAUGACUCCAGCCCGGUUAGGAGAACCAUCUGUAGCAAACAACUUUGAACCAACACCCCCUUUCCUGAGCGCGCUCACCACACUGGUCCCUGAGGGCUGUGCGCUUUGAGCCACUUUUGCGUUCAGUCCACCUAGAGAGCUCUUGGAUAAGAAUCGGCUCUCCCUCUCACUUCCCUGAAUGAGCCUGUGUCCCAGAUCCAAAUCAAGAUUCUCAGAGUACACAGUCAUUAAUGAAGCCUGCCCUGGAGCCGAGUGGAAUAUCAUGUGUCGGGAGUGUUGUGAAUAUGAUCAGAUUGAGUGCGUCUGCCCUGGAAAGAAGGAAGUGGUGGGUUAUACCAUCCCUUGCUGCAGAAACGAGGAGAAUGAGUGUGACUCCUGCCUGAUUCACCCAGGUUGUACCAUCUUUGAGAACUGCAAGACGUGCCGAAACGGCUCGUGGGGGGGUACCCUGGACGACUUCUACGUGAAGGGCAUCUACUGUGCCGAGUGCCGCGCGGGCUGGUACGGAGGAGACUGCAUGCGAUGUGGCCAGGUUCUCCGAGUCCCAAAAGGUCAGAUUUUGCUGGAGAGCUACCCCCUAAAUGCUCACUGCGAAUGGACCAUUCACGCCAAGCCUGGGUUUAUCAUCCAGCUAAGGUUCGUCAUGUUGAGCCUGGAGUUUGACUACAUGUGUCAGUAUGACUAUGUGGAGGUCCGUGACGGGGACAACAGUGACGGCCAGAUCAUCAAGCGUUUCUGUGGCAACGAGCGGCCAGCUCCCAUCCGAAGCACUGGCUCCUCGCUCCACGUCCUCUUCCAUUCAGAUGGCUCCAAGAACUUCGAUGGCUUCCAUGCCAUCUUUGAGGAGAUCACAGCGUGUUCCUCGUCCCCUUGUUUCCAUGAUGGCACUUGUCUCCUGGACAGCACCGGUUCAUACAGGUGUGCCUGCCUGGCAGGCUUCACCGGGCAGCACUGCGAAAAUCUCCUCGAAGAAAGAAACUGCUCAGACCCUGGGGGCCCAGUCAAUGGGUACAAGGAGAUUACAGGAGGCCCUGGGCUUAUCAAUGGGCGCUAUGCAAAAAUUGGCACCGUCAUGUCCUUCUUUUGUAACAACUCCUAUGUUCUUAGCGGCAAUGAGAUGAGAACUUGCCAGCAGAAUGGAGAGUGGUCUGGGAAACAGCCCAUCUGCAUAAAAGCCUGCCGAGAACCAAAGAUCUCAGACCUGGUGAGACGGAGAGUUCUUCCUAUGCAGGUUCAGUCAAGGGAGACGCCUUUACACCAGCUGUACUCCUCAGCCUUCAGCAAGCAGAAAUUGCAGGACACCCUUACCAAGAAGCCAGCCCUUCCCUUUGGAGACCUGCCCCCUGGGUACCAACAUCUGCACACCCAGCUCCAAUAUGAAUGCAUCUCCCCCUUCUACCGCCGCCUGGGCAGCAGCCGGAGGACAUGUCUGAGGACUGGAAAGUGGAGUGGUCGUGCCCCAUCCUGCGUCCCAAUUUGCGGGAAAACUGAGAACGUCACUGCCCCAAAGACCCAGGGGACGCGCUGGCCGUGGCAGGCCGCCAUCUACAGGAGGGCCAGUGGGGUGCACGGGGGCGGCCUCCACAAGGAUGCGUGGUUCCUGGUCUGCAGCGGCGCCCUGGUCAAUGAGCGCACUGUGGUGGCGGCUGCCCACUGCGUCACUGAGCUGGGGAGGGUGACCGUGAUCAAGACAGCGGACCUCAAAAUCGUCCUGGGGAAAUUCUACCGUGAUGACCACCGGGAUGAGAAGAGCAUCCAGAGCUUGCGGAUUUCUGCCAUCAUCCUGCAUCCCAACUAUGACCCCAUCCUGCUGGAUGCCGACAUCGCCGUCCUGAAGCUCCUGGACAAGGCUCGCAUCAGCAGCCGCGUCCAGCCCAUCUGCCUGGCGGCCCCUCGGGACCUCAGCACCUCCUUCCAGGAGUCCCGCAUCACCGUGGCCGGAUGGAACGUCCUGGCAGACGCAAGGAGCCCCGGCUUCAAGAAUGACACACUGCGCUCAGGGGUGGUCAGGGUGGCGGACUCGCUGCUGUGUGAGGAGCAGCACGAGGACCACGGCAUCCCAGUGAGUGUCACGGACAACAUGUUCUGUGCCAGCUGGGACCCCACUGCCCCUUCGAACAUCUGCACAGCAGAGACGGGCGGCAUCGCGGCUGUGUCCUUCCCGGGACGGGCGUCCCCUGAGCCCCGCUGGCAUCUGGUGGGACUGGUCAGCUGGAGCUACGACAAAACAUGCACCCACAGCCUUUACACAGCCUUCACCAAAGUGCUGCCUUUUAAAGACUGGAUAGAGAGAAACAUGAAAUGAGCCGCAGACCCACGGGGUGGCUUUUCCUUGCAUCUAUCCGUAUGUGUGUGUUGCCCCAGGCAGUUUGGACCCGAAGUCUGCUUCUGCCCGUGAAUUUGGCUGCAUCAGGGCUUCUGAUUUCAAAACCAGUGGAAGGUGCAUAGAGCUUACUUUCUGGUAAGCCACUGCCUCCCUGCCUGCUGGGACCAUUUGGAAGACACCAGAGCCACUUGCAAGAAUUCAGUGUCUUCAAAAUAGAUGAUAUGAACAGUGAAAAAAACCCUCCCGGUUCAACGGACCCAGUGGCCUUCUCCAUGCCUCCUUCAGCGGUGUGACUGCGACUGCCAUGGCCAACUCUGGUCAAGACUGGCUUCAUCAGGUCUCUUCCCAGGCUCCAGCCAGACCGAGUUCCCAAGAGCUGCCUGUAGGACAGCCCCAGAAGGUAGAGCCUGGCUAUGAUGUUGGUGUCAGCCCACACUGUCACUGCCACAACACGACGUGGUCCUUGCCCUCUCCAAUCCCCUGUACACGUUUUAAUAAAACAAGGGUUGGCUUUGGACCCACAGAACAAA
Messenger RNA from Phacochoerus africanus (Common warthog), 3020 nucleotides. RefSeq names its product peptidase domain containing associated with muscle regeneration 1 (gene PAMR1). Gene Ontology annotation, molecular function: calcium ion binding; serine-type endopeptidase activity. Bases 343 to 2469 code for a protein of 708 amino acids. Gene Ontology annotation, biological process: proteolysis. The transcript is spliced from 13 exons. NCBI's taxonomy places the organism in Eukaryota, Metazoa, Chordata, Mammalia, Artiodactyla, Suidae. The record is from RefSeq and is a predicted model, not a curated record.